Messenger RNA from Lotus japonicus, 2467 nucleotides. RefSeq names its product probable galacturonosyltransferase 12. Lineage: Eukaryota; Viridiplantae; Streptophyta; Magnoliopsida; Fabales; Fabaceae. The record is from RefSeq and is a predicted model, not a curated record. The coding region runs from base 558 to 2156 and encodes 532 amino acids. The transcript is spliced from 6 exons. Gene Ontology annotation, molecular function: polygalacturonate 4-alpha-galacturonosyltransferase activity.
AAGAACCACGUCCUCAACCCCACCUCAGAGAGAGAGAGUCAUUUUCCAUUUAGAAGUUCCUUUUUAUGUCAUAUUCUAAACUCUAUGCUAAAAAGCUUCAUGUGGUGGCAAAGCCAAGCAUACAAGAUAGAUACACGGCAAAGUACAUAUUUUAAAAUUUUUUUUUCUCAUCUUCUGUUCUUCCUCAACUUCCCUCCUUCAAGACCAAGGCAAUACCCAAAACUUUUAAACCAAACAACACCCCUCCUUCUUAGUCCAAUGUCUCUUUCUCUUCAACAACCCCAAGUUAACCUCAAAAAAAAUACUAAAGUCCUCAAACACCAUUGAAAUGCCUGGCCCAAAUGCUAAGCAAGGUUAGGUGAAAGAUAGCAACCUUCUUCAACACCAUCAAAACCUUCCUUUUACAGCAUAACCUGAUAUGGAUUCUUGCAGUUCUCUUCUGUUGUUGAUCAUAAGGAAUAUCUGUUGAAGAGGAAGAGCUCAAAGCCCUGUCCUGUUCAUUCUGCUUUUGGUGUUGCCCUUCCUUGUUGUGUUGGUAUUUGUUGCAUUUGAACAAAAUGCAGCUCCACAUAUCUCCAAGUUUGAGGCAUGUUACUGUGCUUCCUGGCAAAGGGUUGAAGGAGUUUAUCAAAGUGAAGGUUGCAUCGAGGCGUCUUUCUUAUAGGAUGCUCUUUUACUCACUCUUGUUCUUCACUUUUCUUCUACGGUUUGUGUUUGUUUUAACAGCAGUGGAUGGCAUUGAUGGAGAAAACAAGUGCUCUACCAUAGGUUGCUUAGGAAAAAAACUAGGGCCAAGGAUUUUGGGAAGAAGGCCUGAAUCAGCUGUCCCAGAAGUGAUAUAUCAAACAUUAAAUGAACCCCUUGACAAAGAAGGACUACAGGGAAGAUCUGAUAUUCCACAGACUUUAGAAGAGUUCAUGACUGUUAUGAAGGAAGGUGGAUAUGAUGCCAAGACAUUUGCAGUUAAACUUCGAGAAAUGGUAACCCUUAUGGAACAAAGGACUAGGAUGGCUAAAAUCCAAGAAUAUCUAUAUCGUCAUGUAGCGUCAAGCAGCAUACCUAAACAACUUCAUUGCCUUGCCUUGAGGCUGGCCAAUGAGCACACCAACAAUGCAGCGGCGCGCCUUCAGCUGCCAUCUGCAGAAUUAGUCCCUGCCCUGGUUGACAAUUCUUACUUCCACUUUGUCCUAGCCUCAGACAAUGUCAUCGCCGCCUCUGUCGUUGCGACAUCACUUGUUCGGAACAGUUUGCGAUCCCAGAAAGUUGUUCUGCACAUAAUCACAGAUAAAAAGACUUAUUAUCCCAUGCAGGCAUGGUUCUCAUUGCAUCCUUUAUCACCUGCAAUAAUUGAGGUAAAGGCAUUGCACCAUUUCGAUUGGUUCACAAAAGGAAAGGUGCCUGUUCUCGAAGCAAUGGAGAAAGAUCAAAAGGUGCGGUCACAGUUUAGAGGGGGCUCAUCAGCUAUAGUGCAGAAUUCUACUGAGAAGCCCAAUGUUAUUGCAGCAAAACUACAAGCACUUAGUCCAAAGUAUAAUUCAAUGAUGAACCACAUCCGGAUAAAUCUCCCAGAGUUGUUUCCAAGUCUUAACAAGGUGGUCUUCCUUGAUGAUGAUAUUGUGGUACAAACUGAUCUUACACCUCUAUGGGACAUUGACAUGAAUGGAAAAGUCAAUGGGGCAGUAGAAACAUGUGUUGGAGAAGAUAAGUUUGUGAUGUCAAAGAGGUUGAAAAGCUAUUUGAACUUUUCCCACCCUCUAAUAUCUGAAAAUUUCAAUCCCCAUGAAUGUGCUUGGGCCUAUGGCAUGAACAUUUUUGAUUUGGAGGCUUGGAGGAAGACCAAUAUAAGCAAUAGAUAUCAUUAUUGGGUUGAGCAGAACAUUAAAUCAGACCUGAGCUUGUGGCAGCUAGGGACAUUACCUCCUGGAUUGAUAGCAUUUCAUGGUCAUGUUCACAUUAUCGAUCCUUUUUGGCAUAUGCUAGGAUUGGGAUAUCAGGAAAAUACGAGUUCUGCUGAUGUUGAGAGUGCUGGUGUCAUUCAUUUCAAUGGCAGGGCGAAGCCAUGGCUAGAAAUAGCUUUUCCGCAGUUACGGCCAUUGUGGACAAAGUAUGUCAAUUUCUCAGAUAAGUUCAUCAAGAGUUGUCACAUUAGGCCAUGAAAAAAAUUGACCUUGUUGAUGAGUUGAAGAAAUGGAAUUUGUAUCCAAUGUAAACAGAAAAUGAGAGAGUUCUUCCAAGCACAAGGCCUUCGAUGACAAGAAAGGGACAACAGUGAUAUGGCAUGAUGCUCCUCUCUUGCUUUAAAAUCUUUUUAAAUGUACUACUUCAGUUGAAACUCUCAGAUUCUUUUUAUCUUCAAUCCAUAUUGUAAGUAUGAGUAUUUGACUAUUUGUAGAUCACAUAUAUGUACUGAGACAAAACAAAUUUUUUUUGGGAAAAAUAAACCUGCAGGCUCAAGGUUUCACAAUAA